AUGUCCUCUCCGGAUUCUGUCACUGAGAAUGGACACCGAACAGUGAGCUCAUUUGGCGUCUUCGCUGUCAUACUGGGCAUGAUCAUCGGCGGCUUCCUUCUUGCCUAUAUGAUUUCCUGUCUGCAAUCUUAUCUCGACAAGCGUCCCCAACAGCCUGCUCAGCCGAAGCCUAUCGAUCCUAAACCACCGGAGGACAAAUCGGGACCAGACGAGAGAGACCUGGAAGCGGGCCCCAACACCAUCAUAUCCGAGAAACCGGCGCCGAUCCAGCAAGAUAAAAGGCCCUCGUUGGCUGCGCUCCGUCGUCCUGGCAUCCUCCGUUGGUCGAAGAUAUCCGUUGAACGCCCCAAACCGGAUCACCAAGAUUUCAAAGACACAAUCUCGCGUCCGACGAGGCUUCUGCCCAGCGACUCCACCUACGUCGUCGUCAGAAGCCCCUUCCAGCUGCCACCACUCGCGACCAACCGGUCCAGUCGUGCCCGCUCUCUCGAAUCUCACCGGCUCACGCUUAACCUCUCUGGCCGUCGAGAGACUGAUCUCUCGAGCGGAAAGACGGCGGCCGAGCCGUCCAGCCAGACGAUCGUCGGUGUCAAUGACUCGCCCUCCCCGAAGGGCCCGCCCAAGCGCACGAUAGCAUGGUUCGACCAGCUUUCAAGCCCCUUGAACUCGAGGAGCUCCCGCAGCAACAGUCUGCCCUCCAGCUGGGACGAGAUCCUGCACAGUCCUGCCUCGGCUCACGAGGAAGAGCCCCGGCUCCGGCUCGGCUCAGUGUCCGAGCUAUGGCUCGACUUCCAAAGCCAGCUCGCCGUCGGAUGA
Puccinia triticina is the source of this 816-nucleotide messenger RNA. RefSeq lists its product as uncharacterized. The record is from RefSeq and is a predicted model, not a curated record. Lineage: Eukaryota; Fungi; Basidiomycota; Pucciniomycetes; Pucciniales; Pucciniaceae. The coding region runs from base 1 to 816 and encodes 271 amino acids. The transcript has 2 exons.